GCAUUUUUCCGGAAACAGCCGAAGCGAGCUGGCGCUGUGCCGGAGGCAACCGAAACCAGUCUGCCGGGAUCGGUGAAGCAGAGGGUCGAGGGGACCGGCCGAUAGGCCGGGUGGGAAAAUGGCGAUAUCGCGAGGGCUUUGGUGCUGUCAGCGGCUGUUGGCUUGGAUACCAGUGCUCAUCAUCUCCAUGGUGGUGCUUUGGUCUUACUACGCCUAUGUAUUCGAGCUGUGUGUCUUUACUGUCCGUAAUGGUAUGGAAAAAGCUGCAUAUCUUGUGAUAUUUCAUUUAUUUUUUGUGCUGUUUGUGUGGACCUAUUGCAAAGCUAUUUUUACAGAACCAGCACAGCCUUCUCGAAAGUUUCAAUUGACCAGAGCUGACAGAGAGAGAUAUGAGCGAGAAGAAAAUCCUGAGGUGCAAAAGCAAAUUCUAUUGGAUGUGGCUAAAACAUUACCAGUGUACACCAAGACUGCAUCCGGAGCCAUCCGAUACUGUGACCGGUGCCAACUGAUUAAGCCUGAUCGUUGUCAUCACUGCUCCAUCUGUGACACGUGUGUAUUGAAAAUGGACCAUCACUGUCCUUGGGUGAACAACUGUAUUGGAUUUUCAAACUACAAAUUUUUUCUGCUCUUUCUGGGAUAUUCCAUGCUGUAUUCGUUGUUUGUUGCUGCCACAGUUCUGCAAUAUUUCAUCAUGUUUUGGACGGGUGGUCUUCCCGAUGGUCCUGCAAAAUUCCAUGUUCUCUUUCUUCUUUUCGUGGCUGUCAUGUUCUUCCUGAGCCUCAUGUUCCUCCUUAGCUACCAUUGUUGGCUGGUCAGUUUAAACAGAUCUACAUUAGAGGCCUUCUCAGCACCAAUAUUUCAGCAUGGUCCAGAUAAAAAUGGUUACAACCUUGGCACGAGGAAAAAUUUAGAGCAUGUAUUUGGACCAGAAAAAAAGUAUUGGCUGCUACCUAUUUUUACCAGUAUUGGAGAUGGACACUUUUUCCCCAUGAAGUCGCAGUCAGAGAGUCACAAUCCACUUCUCUCCAACAAUGAGCACUGGGAUGAGGGAGAUUCGGAUGUCGACUACUACGCAACUACAAGUGGAAACACCUCUGUGACUGUAGAAAUGGAGAGCUAGCUGAUCUUUGCUCCCACGUUAAUCCCAGGUGCCACAGUAUUAUUUAAUAUGAAAAUAUGAGAACCAAGGAUCCCUAAAGAUCAUCAAUAAAUGAGAUGGAACUGGGUAUUACAUGCCUUACAGUCUACUGAAGAUCCUCUCAUUACAUAACGUAC
Mobula hypostoma (lesser devil ray) is the source of this 1275-nucleotide messenger RNA. It is a transcript of the gene zdhhc15b, whose product is annotated as zinc finger DHHC-type palmitoyltransferase 15b. The record is from RefSeq and is a predicted model, not a curated record. Gene Ontology annotation, molecular function: palmitoyltransferase activity. The transcript is spliced from 12 exons. The coding region runs from base 119 to 1120 and encodes 333 amino acids. Lineage: Eukaryota; Metazoa; Chordata; Chondrichthyes; Myliobatiformes; Myliobatidae.